Molecule: messenger RNA, 1581 nt
Organism: Paramecium tetraurelia
Lineage: Eukaryota; Ciliophora; Oligohymenophorea; Peniculida; Parameciidae
Exons: 3
Molecular function (GO): phosphatidylinositol binding; phosphatidic acid binding; GTP binding
Source: RefSeq, a predicted model, not a curated record
AUGAAUAAGGAUUCUCUAAUUUAUGGUUUAUUUUUUGGAGCGAUUCCAUUUUUAAUUGUUGUAUCAAAGUGGAGAAUUGACCAUUUGAAAUUUCGAAAGAUGGAGAGCUUAUACAAAAAACAAUUACAUUGUUUUACGGAGAUUGAAGAAUAGAAAAAGGAAUAAAAGCAGAAACACUUGAAAAACGAUGCAGAAUAAGGAGAUAGCAUAGAAUAUAGAUUAAUGAAUAUAUUGAUGAAAGACAAUCGUCUUAGAGUUAGGAAAAUUUGUAUAACUGGAGGUCCAUGUGCAGGUAAAACGACAGGGCUAAAUUAUCUUGCGGAAAAACUCAAAGAGAGAGGAUUUUCAGUCUAUAUAGUCCCAGAAGCAGCUACAACAUUGUUUAUGGGAGGAGGAAUGUUAGAUCUAGACAAUUAUUCAGCUGAAGGUAAAAUGACUUUUCAAAUGAAUUUACUAAAUUUAUAAAUGAAGUUAGAGCAUUGUUUCAACGUGCUUGCCAUGCUCUGUCCCCCGAAUAAGACUCCGGUAAUGUUAUGCGAUAGAGGAUUAAUGGAUGGCAAGGCCUAUAUGGAUCAAAACGAGUGGUACGAAAUGAUCGGAAAAUAUAACUUAGAAGAAGUCAAACUGAGAGAUGAGAGAUAUGAUGCUGUUGUGCAUAUGGUAACAGCCGCUGACAGCACCGAUUGCUAUAGUACCUUGAAUAACAAAGCACGUCAUGAAACUUAACAAUAAGCUUUGGAAAUGGAUCAUAAAACUCAAAGCGCUUGGUCUGGACAUCCAAACUUAAUUAAGAUUGACAACCACAGCGUUAAAUCUUUUAAUGACAAAUUAGAUUGGUUACUUAGAGAGGUUUUGAGAAUUUUGGGUCAUCCUAUUCCACAGAAGGAAAUCGGGAAAACAAGAUAAUUUUAUUUAGAGAAAGACAUGAAAUUCGAAAAUAUUCAAGAUGAACAUUAAAUUAUUGAAAUUAAAAAGACUUACUUAAUUCCAAAAUAUAAAAACUGUUCUCUUGUGUUGUUGCAAAGAAAACAUGAAGGAAGAUAACAAUUAUAUAUUAAAGAAAAGUUGUUCGAGAAUGAUACUAUGGUUAAAGCUAAUAUAAUCAAACUUGACAAGAAUGACUUCGAAUUAUUCAAGUAGAUAAAAGAUCCUAAUUAUUAUGAAAUAUCUAUUAAGAAAGUAUGUUUCACAUAUGAAGGAUAAUAUAUUGUCGUUAAUGAAUAUGUAGGAAGUUGCUAAGUCAUUAAAAUAAAAAAUUGUAAAGAGAAUUAAUAAAUUAAAUUUCCUCCAUAUGUAGAUUAAUAAGGUAUGGAAGAAUCAAACGAGAAAAUUACAGCUCGUCUUUUUGCGAAAAGAUUCAAGAACGAACUUGGUUUUCAACACAGAUCAAAUUCAGAUAAAUAUAAAUUCAGAAAAUUGUCUUUCACAGAUGAUAUCAAUGAGUAAGCCAUCAAAUAAGACCUUGAGGGGUUUAACUUAGAUUAAAAAGGAUCAGAUAAAAAUAAUCAAGUUCCCUAACCACAAUAAAAAUGAUUAAUAGUAUAUGUCCAUAAAAAGAACUAUAGUAUUUCACUUUUAUUA